Odobenus rosmarus divergens (Pacific walrus) is the source of this 1584-nucleotide messenger RNA. It is a transcript of the gene GRWD1, whose product is annotated as glutamate-rich WD repeat containing 1. Lineage: Eukaryota; Metazoa; Chordata; Mammalia; Carnivora; Odobenidae. Gene Ontology annotation, molecular function: protein binding. The transcript is spliced from 7 exons. The record is from RefSeq and is a predicted model, not a curated record. Bases 21 to 1364 code for a protein of 447 amino acids.
CGCGGAGAGAGGGUUCGAAGAUGGCGGCGCGCAAGGGUAGGCGGCGCACGUGUGAAACCGGGGAACCCAUGGAGGCCGAGUCCAGCGACGCAGGGACCGAAGGCCCGGCCCAGGUCUACCUGCCCGGCCGCGGACCGCCCCUGCGCGAAGGAGAGGAAAUGGUCAUGGACGAGGAGGCCUACGUGCUGUACCACCGAGCGCAGACUGGAGCCCCCUGUCUUAGCUUCGACAUAGUCCGAGAUCACCUGGGAGACAGCCGGACACAGCUUCCUCUUACACUUUACCUGUGUGCUGGGACCCAGGCGGAGAGCGCCCAGAGCAACAGACUGAUGAUGCUUCGGAUGCAUAAUCUGCAUGGGACAAAGUCCCCGCCAUCGGAGGGCAGCGAUGAGGAGGAGGAGGAGGAAGAUGAAGACGAUGAAGAAGAGCGGAAGCCUCAGCUGGAGCUCGCUAUGGUGCCCCACUAUGGCGGCAUCAACCGAGUCCGGGUGUCAUGGCUGGGCGAGGAGCCGGUGGCUGGUAUAUGGUCAGAGAAGGGCCAGGUGGAGGUGUUUGCACUACGGCGGCUUCUGCAGGUGGUGGAUGACCCCCAGGCCUUGGCGACCUUCCUCCGGGACGAGCAGGCCCGUGUGAAGCCCAUCUUCGCCUUCGCGGGCCACAUGGGCGAGGGCUUUGCACUGGACUGGUCCCCCCGGGUGUCUGGGCGCCUGCUGACUGGUGACUGUCAGAAGAACAUCCACCUCUGGACGCCCACAGACGGCGGCUCCUGGCACGUGGACCAGCGGCCAUUUGUGGGCCACACACGCUCUGUGGAGGACCUGCAGUGGUCCCCAACUGAGGACACAGUGUUCGCCUCCUGCUCAGCUGAUGCCUCCAUUCGCAUCUGGGACAUUCGGGCUGCCCCCAGCAAGGCCUGCAUGCUCACCACCGCCGCCGCCCACGACGGGGAUGUCAACGUGAUCAGCUGGAGCCGCCAGGAACCCUUCCUGCUCAGCGGCGGGGACGACGGGGCCCUCAAGAUCUGGGACCUGCGGCAGUUCAAGUCUGGCUCCCCGGUGGCCACCUUCAAGCAGCACGUGGCCCCCGUAACCUCGGUCGAGUGGCAUCCCCAGGAUAGCGGGGUGUUCGCGGCCUCGGGUGCAGACAACCAGAUCACACAGUGGGACCUGGCCGUGGAGCGCGACCCUGAGGCAGGCGACGUGGAGACCGCCGACCCCGGGCUGGCGGACCUCCCCCAGCAGCUCCUGUUUGUGCACCAGGGCGAGACAGACCUGAAGGAGCUGCACUGGCAUCCACAGUGCCCCGGGCUCCUCGUCAGCACCGCCCUGUCGGGCUUCACCAUCUUCCGCACCAUCAGUGUCUGACCAGCCCCGCCUGGCCUUUCCCACAGCCACCGAGGUUGGCGUUGGUUCCGCUGGGAGGGACUCCUUCAGGUCAGCUGACCAGCCCUCCUCCGAUAGAAGGACUUGGCCCUUCAGCCGCCAUGACGGAUUGUUUGACGUUUUGUUCUUUGAAAGGACUUGAUUUGGUCCCACGACCCCUCUUGCCAACCGAUCUGGUUUGACCCAUGACUGUAGAACUACU